UAGAAACCCUCAAGCAGAAGAGCUGAUGGCUUUUUCCAAGAAAUAGGCUGGGAGAAGUCCUUUUGGGUCACAGAUGAAAAUCCUGGUGGCCUUCCUUCUCAGCCCUGGUGCAGAGUCCCAGGUCCUUGGCACGGGCUGGAGGCUCAGGAUGGACCCCCUCUUCCCUGCCCACAUUUUGGAAGACCCCGACCUGCGCAAGCUGCUGAACGACUCCUCCAUGCUGAACCUCAGCUUCCUCCCCACCAACUGGUUCAACAACAGCACGGGGGACAGCUUCCUGCCGCUGAGCAUCAAGAUCACCAUCGUGGUCGUCUACUCCAUCGUCUGCAUCGUGGGGCUGGUGGGCAACUGCUCCGUCAUGUACGUGAUCGUCAGAUUCACCAAGAUGAAGACAGCCACCAACAUUUACAUCUUUAACCUCGCUCUGGCCGAUACCUUGUGUCUGAUGACCUUACCCUUCCAGGGUACGGACACGUUCCUGGGCUUCUGGCCCUUUGGCAAUGUCCUCUGCAAGAUUGCCAUCUCUAUAGACUACUACAACAUGUUCACCAGCACCUUCACCCUGACAAUGAUGAGCGUUGACCGCUACAUCGCGAUCUGCCACCCGAUCAAAGCCCUGGACAUCCGCACUCCCCACAAGGCCAAGGUGGUGAACGUCUGCAUCUGGGCACUGGCUUCUGUCUUCGGCAUCCCAGCGAUGGUGAUGGGAUCUGCAGAGAAUGAAAAUAAUGAAAUUGAUUGUCUAAUUAAGCUCCCUUCACCCGUGGAUUACUGGGAUCCAGUGUUUGGCAUCUGCGUCUUUCUCUUCUCCUUCAUGAUCCCCGUGUUGAUCAUUACCAUUUGCUACAGCCUCAUGAUCCGACGCCUCAAGAACGUCCGCGUCCUCUCAGGCUCCAAGGAGAAGGACCGAAACCUGAGGCGCAUCACCCGCAUGGUCCUGGUGGUGGUGGCCGUCUUCAUCAUCUGCUGGACUCCCAUCCAGAUUUUUGUGCUGGUCCAGUGCUUGGGCGCCAAGGCAGAGAGCGAGCUCGAGCUGGCCAUCUCCUGCUUCUGCACGGCGCUGGGCUACGCCAACAGCAGCCUGAACCCCGUCCUCUACGCCUUUUUGGAUGAGAACUUCAAGGCGUGCUUCAAGAAGUUCUGCUUCCCCAGCGCCUUCAGGACGGAGCUGCAGAUGUCCAACAGGAUGUGCAGCAUCGCCAAGGAUGUGGCUUAUGCCUGCAAGAACUCGGAGGGGACUAACAAUCCGGCCUGACUAGGCAUGGAAAUUCCCAUGGUGGCUGUCGCCCAGCAGAGUCCAACCACCCCCACGUCGGAGCUAACUCAGAUAACGGCCCUUUAGCAGGGCCUCAGGACUGAGAGGCAAGAAACCAAGGAAAUAAUUUUGGGGGUUGGGCAAAUUGGACACCGCAAGAGCAUGCAAAAAAAAAAAAAAAAGGCAGUUUGAUGUAUUUUUAAUUCCGGUGCACGCUGCACUGAGGAACAUCUCUAAAAUCAGCCUUUUGAUUCCUGUGAAACCCUGAUGGUUUGCAACGCUGUGGAGAAUUUGGGAUUUAAGGGUUUCAAACAGGCAUUGCUCCUGCACCUUACGCUUCUGCUGCUGGGAGACAGACAAAACGCAGACUUUUCCAUUUCUUUUUCUCCUCCCUGAGUUCAGACUCUCGGCUCGCGUGGCUCACCAGGUAGCUCGUGUGCGGUUUUAUUCCUGCGGCACUGCUCUGAAAUGAGACUUCGCUGAAGCCAAAGCGGGCAGCGGCUGUCGGAGCAAACCCAAGAUCAUCUCCAGGAUGAGUCACCGCCAGGGGAAGGCUGCGGGGAGGGAGAGGAGGGAGCAGAGCUGGUAGAAAGGGAAAUUCAAGCUGCCAGGAGCCGGGGCUCGAAGCCUCAGGCGGACAAGGGCAGCUCCUGGGGACGGAGCUCUGCGGCAAAAUCCUCUGCCCGAGCUGGGCAUUGAGGGGGGGCUGCCAAAGCUGACGAGCACAGCUCAGAAGAGGAGGAAGAAAAGACAGAUGAAAUGAACACACCUUUGUUUACAUGCUGCUAUAAUUUUAUUUUUUUUAAGCACUGUAUUUCCGUUGUGAUAAUGGACAGAAUGGCUGUAUAUACGCACACGCGUCUCAAUAUUGCUAUGGGUACAGCUAUGGCAUGGGAUUUUGGCUUGCCAAGCAUGCCUUGGUGACCCUCCUUGCUGAGAGGGGGAAGGAAAGAGGUGGCUUAUGUACACAAGUACUUAUGUAUAGGGGAAAGCCAGCUCAGAGCAUUACACUGGCAGCUCCUCCAGGAGACACGGGUGUUUCUGGUGUGAAGGGCAGCCUAAAACAGUCCCACCUGCUCCGUGUCAGAUAAACAGUGUACAGACCAUACAAAAAGCAGUUUAUUUUUUUUAAGCAAAAUGACUUACGUGAUGCUAAAAGAGUUGGGGAAAUGCUGCUGAGGCACCACCCCCAACCAGACUGAUUUUCCUCUCCCAAAGCCUGGUAUAAAAUGAAAUUUGGGAAGUAUUCCCGAAGAGUUUAACCACCAAGCACCCUCUGCUCUGGCAGGGACAGCAGACUUGGGGUUUUGUAGCACAACAGCCCCGGGAAGCCUUGGGGAGUGGUGGCUUGUGGUGCUGAUGGGGGAGUGAAGCAGCGACCUCUGCAUGGAGAGGAGAGGUCAGCCCCAACGCAAGAAACGGCAUCAUCAGCCAAACUGUACAGAUUUCACCUGAAUAUAUAUUUCUUGUGCUCUGGUCUAUGAGAUUCUGUAUUUUUAAUGUAUUGAUUUGCCAAUAUUUGAUGCUGUCAUGUUCUUUAUAUAUGCUGUACAAAAGAAUCCGAUGUUAUAUUUCUAUGUAGAAGUGUUUCCCCCAUGGUUGGGCUUAAAAUAUAAAAUAGAGAUGCGAUUCCAGUGUCCCACGUAUAGGACCCAGACCCCUUGCAAACUGUGCAAGCUGGAAGGAUUUUCACGCUGUUUAGCGUUUGAUUGGGAAGCUGGAGGGGUACCAGAGAAAACUUUUACAAGUAGCACUUCCCCUGAAUAACCAAGGGAGAGGAGGAGCUCUGGGCACUUUAAGCACUUUGCGAUGGAUGUUUGUCCCCUUGCACUCACCAGGAAAUCUCCUACAGUCCCCAGGUAUGUAAAGGAGACUGCCCAGGACCAUGAUCCUGGCUGGCUGCAUCCGUGCCUGCGAUAAAAUGAGCAUGGAGCAUCACCUGGGAACGAGGUGCUGGGUGCACGUGGGGUUGGGACACGGCUGCUGGGCUCCUCCUGCAGAGCUGCGGAGGAGCAGGAGGAAGCUCCUUAGUUCAGGUUCAGCAGCAGCCACGCUCCCUUUGUAAUUCCUGGUUGCGUUUUUAAAUAGAUUUAUGCCCUCUGAAGAUCCCCCAGUGUUUGGCAUUUUUUAUAAGGAUUUUGUUAUAAUGACUAUGCUGCAACAAUCUCGCGUAAUCAAGUACCCAAUAAAUGUGUGUUUACUGAGCUUUUGGGUAAUUCCGUGGCCCUUGCAGUGAACGUGUUUAGGCAUUCUGUUCAAUGCUCAGUGGAGUUCGUUAUGAGAAGAACAACAAAACCUGGAAGCAAAAGCUUUAUUGUACCGUGCCUACAGAGUUAAAGGCUUGUGAUCGGCUGGCCGGCUGGAGCACAGGCUCUUUAAUUCUCCUCUGAAAUGGCUGUGUUGAUAUGAUUUUACAAUUACCGCCGUGUAAGUGACAAUUUCCUAGGUGGCUACUUGUGCGCUUUAAUAAAGGAAAAUAAAAACCCCGUGUACUUGGAA
Molecule: messenger RNA, 3754 nt
Organism: Anas platyrhynchos (mallard)
Lineage: Eukaryota; Metazoa; Chordata; Aves; Anseriformes; Anatidae
Gene: OPRL1
Product: opioid related nociceptin receptor 1
Biological process (GO): sensory perception of pain; neuropeptide signaling pathway
Cellular component (GO): neuron projection; plasma membrane
Molecular function (GO): neuropeptide binding; nociceptin receptor activity
Source: RefSeq, a predicted model, not a curated record